AUUCCCAUACAGCAUGAUACGUACUCUCUCAAUCGGUCAAGCAACCCUCCCCGUUCGCAAUAGACCAUGACACCAGUCUUCAAGCGAUCUGGAACGGAGUAUGGCCCUUAAGGGGAGAGACGUCGCUUUCGCUGGUAUCGUCUGCUUCAUCGCAUGGGGCUAUGCCACUAGCUGGUUGCCAGCCCUUCGAUGGGCUGGAUAUGCCUUCGUCGCUGGUGCUAUCGCCACCCUUCUGGCCUGCCUGCUCCUCCUACUGACAUCUCGGAGCUCUGCCUACGACCAGCGAAACAGAUCAUCGAGACCCAACUCGGUCAGCUUUGCAGGCGCCGGAUCCUGGCGUCGGGAGGUCGCCGCCCUACGAAUUCGACAAACCUAUGUUAAGCGUCCUCUUUAUCCCGCCUCCCCCUCCGUGUCCCUCGCCUUGGACGACUUGCUCGGCCUAAUUAUACGAGAUUUUGUCGAGUCGUGGUAUUCGAACAUCAGCAAGAACCCGGUGUUCUCCAAUGAGGUGGACAGGGCAAUUCGACACGCGCUGGACGGAAUCCGCGACCGCUUGCUCGAGACAGACCUAGUCGAGGUGGUCACAGGUAGGAUUGUUCCGUUGUUGACGACUCACUUCCGGGACUUCUACGAAGCAGAAAAGGCAGUGCGCGGUCGCAAGUUGAACCGAGAUGUCACUGAGUCCGAGGAACUCGACCUGGCCAUCGCCGCAAAGUAUAGAGACGGCAAACUCCAUCCCGCCCUGUCUCUGGCCUAUUCGGAUACAAGACUGCUACAGCAAGACCACCUACGACGCACUGUUUCCAAAAUCCUACCAAGCGUGCUCCCCGGUAGCCUGCUUGACAGUCGGGUGGUAUUCAGUAUUGUCCGCGAAAUCGUCGCCUGUGCUAUCUUAUUUCCCACCUUGCAAUUGCUAUCCGAACCAGACACGUGGAACCAAGUUAUGGAGAACUAUGGGCGGAGCAUGUUGCAGGACCGCUCGACGGUUCGUAAACUUCGUGCGGCUUUAGAUGCGCAUACGUCGCCGGCGCCAAAGAGAUCCAAACCGAUAGCGUUUCCGCGGCUCAGUGUAGGGGAUGGCGAGCGUCGUUUUGAAAGAUUUAUCAGGACGAUCCGCAAGCUCAACAACCUAUCCGACGCCAGGAGAUUCCGAAGUGAGGUAGCGAGCCAACUGAAAAGGGACUCUCAGCAAGCCAGCCAAGAUCAGGUCUACCUCCGUCGAUUAGAGAUGGGCAAGCGACUACUUGAUCAGAGGGUUCAGCAACUGGCCGCGGCGGGUGAUAAGCAGCCCGUCCCAAUGUCAAGUAACCUGCCGCCAAAUGCCGGAUUAUCUAAACUCGAGAAUGCGUCGUUGGUCGAGCUGCUGCGUGACACAUCAGGUCUCUCUUAUUUCAUGGAAUACAUGGACAGGCAAGGCUUGAUGUCCCUCGUGCAGUUCUGGCUGGUCGUGGAUGGGUUUCGAACGCCCCUAGAAGAUGAUGGUCCCGAUGACGAGCAAUUACCUUCCACAUUAAGUCCCUGGUCUGAAUCCGAUCGGGCUGAUCUCGCCCAAAUCGACCAAGCAUACUUGUCUCGGCCAGAACUCAAGGUACCAGCUGGGUCACGGCGUGCCAUACGUGAGUUCCUCGAUGCUGGUGCCGCAGCCUCGCCAGCACAAUACCACAAGGCACGACGUGCUGUACUGCGGACGCAAAGCACCGUGCUCGAGGAUAUGCAAUCUAAGCAUCUCGGUUCGUUUAAGAAGUCAGACCUGUUCUACAAGGCCCUCGCAUCAGAGGAAGCGUCACAGAGCAUUCCCCUUGCUCAACAACCUUUAGCUGGGCCGUCAACAGCUCCGCCUCCCCCACUUCGCGCUUCACAGUCGUAUGGGUUACGGGCCUCGCCCAUGUCGGCGUCAGGCACCAACACCUUGAAUACCCAGGUAAGACGAGGUCUAUCUGCCGUGGACUUGAAAGCCGCAGCUACCCAUGGUCCGGAUCUUUUGAUGGGCCAUCGACGCUCGCUAGACGACAAUCCAGUUUCGCCCCUAUUUGAUGAUGACGACCUUGAAAAUGAUCUGAUGGUUGGAUCGGUGCAAAGCCUUGAUCAGGAACCAUCAAGACCCGUACCUGAUACCCAGGUUGUCCAGGCGAUGGAAGAGGCACUCAAUACAAUCAUGGAGGACGAUCGGCCGCAAACUGCAGAGGACCUUCGCGAGUCGUUAUUCGGGCACGACGAUGGGACGUCUAGCUUGUUCUCAACCCAGGAUAUUGGCUCGACCAGGGGCUCGCUAGACCAUCAACGUCCAAUGCAACCCGGAAAGGAUGUCGAGAAACCCAGUUUGGCGUCUCUCGGACUUGUCAGCCCAGCGUCUAGGAUCGGUGUUUUCGUGGAUGACGAUCUCUUUGGGGACGAAGAUAAAUUUUUGUCGGACGAACAAGAAGACCACAAUGCAGAAGGGAAUGGCGAGGACGAGGAUGAAGUGCAUGAAGCCGCGCCUGGAGACCUGGGUCUCGCGGAGGCCAUUGCUGCCCUUACCAACGACAUUGAACGACUAGCUGCCCAGGAGGCUGUCGUGGACUCACUUACGAAAAAGGCGGAGCUGACCAACAAUACUGCCGAGCUACGUAUCUUGCGGAAGUCGAAAGCAAGUCUGCGGAGAGAAAUUCGGCGGAAAGAACUACAGCGACAGCAGUACGUGAUUCAGGAGAGCGACAAUAGCCUCUAUGGUCGGGCAUCGAUCAGGAUCAAGUCGAUUCAGGUCGGCCGAGAGGAGGAUGGCAAAGAGUUCGCCUUGUACGUAGUCGAGGUACAGAGGGACGCGGGGGAGAAGAUGCCAGCCGCCACCUGGAUUGUAACGCGGCGAUAUAGCGAGUUCCUCGAGCUUCACCAGAAACUACGCGACAGGUACCCGUCAAUACGUAAUCUCGACUUCCCGCGACGGAGGAUGGUCAUGAAGCUUCAAAGCGACUUUCUCCGCAAGCGGCGUGAGGCUUUAGAGCGAUACCUACGCCAACUACUCCUCCUGCCGGACGUGUGCCGUAGCCGGGAUCUUCGAGCUUUCUUAUCGCAAAGCGUGAUCACCCAGGGAGAGGACCUAAUGAGCCGGGAGGACAAAAAGGAUAUGAUAACCCGGUUAUACGACUCCGUCGCCGAUGGCAUGGAAGACAUCCUGGGGAACAUACCGGUUCUAGAUCAGCUAUCAGUAGCAGGACAGAGCCUUAUCGCAGCGGCAACUAGCCAGAUGAGCACGAUGCCGCUCAAUGUCAACGAGGAUGCCAUGACGACGGCCGAGGCCGAGGCCGAACUGAACGCCUUCGAGGACAAGGAGCUCGAACCGUUCAUCAAGCCGAUCUGCGACAUCUUCCUCGAGAUAUUCGGCCUCAACCGGGGGAACAAUUGGCUCCGCGGGCGGGCCGUCGUCGUCGUAUUGCACCAACUGCUCGGAGGCACUAUCGAGCGCAAGGUCCGAGACAAUUUCCGCCUACUGAUCCAAGAGGAUGCCGUUCUCAAGUACAUCGGUCUCCUGAGGGACAGCAUGUGGCCCGGCGGGCAGAUGAAUAAAAACCGACAGACCAGAACGGCGUCGGAGAAGGCGAAGACUCGCAGAGAAGCAAGUCUGAUGCUCGCGACGCUUGUCCCAGAUUUAGCCGGGAAUGUGGUUGGGCGACUGAAUGCGCAAGCGGCCAGUCGCAGACUUUUUGCAACACUCAACAACACGAGACUCAACGCCCAUUUGGUCUUCACGAUCGUAGAUGAACUAGUUGACGUUCUAUUUAACGAAGUUUGAUUAGGUUGGAGGGGGGGAGGAGGUAAUACUUAAUGUUGGUCUCUUCGCUUGGGCACGGCAUAGCAUUGGCGUUUGGAUGGGAGGGUUCCAGCGGGAGGGAAAGGCAAGGAACGGGUUGAUAAAUUACUGCAUGGUUGAGGGGUGUUGGCUGUUGGCAGGGAAGACGUAAUGGGGGAGUCGGAGGAGGCGGAGGAGGAAAGUGAGAGACGAUGAGGCUGCCGUUUGCCACAUCCCUGUAUGAAGUUGUUUCCGUGGCCGGCAACUUGUCAUGUGAGGCGAGCGCCUCCGCCAGGUACUACCAUUGACAGUUCGUGCCGGGCCGCUACCUUAGUAGGUGCCUAGGUACCUAGGUA
This is a messenger RNA of Durotheca rogersii, 4122 nucleotides long. Its product is annotated as PXA domain-containing protein. Gene Ontology annotation, molecular function: phosphatidylinositol binding. The record is from RefSeq and is a predicted model, not a curated record. The transcript is spliced from 2 exons. Gene Ontology annotation, cellular component: intracellular membrane-bounded organelle. NCBI's taxonomy places the organism in Eukaryota, Fungi, Ascomycota, Sordariomycetes, Xylariales, Xylariaceae. Bases 101 to 3769 code for a protein of 1222 amino acids.